Paramecium tetraurelia is the source of this 648-nucleotide messenger RNA. RefSeq lists its product as uncharacterized. The transcript has 2 exons. The record is from RefSeq and is a predicted model, not a curated record. NCBI's taxonomy places the organism in Eukaryota, Ciliophora, Oligohymenophorea, Peniculida, Parameciidae.
AUGAAAAUGAUUGAAAGCCCUUGUCAAACUUUAUAGAGAUUAAAUAAUCUCUUUGCUUAUUUGGAGAAUAACACUUAUUAGAGCAAUCAUAUAGCUUUAUCCAAACUAAACUUCUAGAGAUUCAAAAAGUUUCCCAUUCCUUAGCCAUUUAUUGAUCAUGAGGUGGAAUACUUGUCAGCUGUUAAAUAAUAACCUAAAUAAAACUUAUAAAACAAACCAGAUAUUGUACUUCCAGAUACAACAAAAAAUGUAGAAUCAUUAAAGGAGUUUACUUUAUAUGUUUAAAAUAUAAAGCAAUUAAGGAAAUAGAGAAAGUUUGGGAAGGUAGAUCAAAAUAAAAGUGCCAUCAAUUUCAGAGUGAAAAAAGAAAGUGUGUUACCGAGAUCGCCUAAAUUGAUCAGACAAAAUUCCAUUCAUCAAACUGGCUAUUUGGGAAAGAAGAAAAACACCAAAGUUGAGGUUCCUAGUCCAAGACCAAAUAAAACACAACAGUGGUCAAAAGAAUUAUUUUAAAAAUUAGAAAAUGAUUAGGUGAGAGGAAUUAUAGCUAAACAAAGCAAGAAUGAAUAAUAAGUUUGGAAUAUGUAUCAUAAGAAGAAUUAUGAAAAGUAAUCUAAACACAUAUUGAUUUUAUAGAAGACUAUUUGA